This is a messenger RNA of Doryrhamphus excisus (bluestripe pipefish), 1097 nucleotides long. RefSeq names its product SAYSVFN motif domain containing 1 (gene saysd1). The record is from RefSeq and is a predicted model, not a curated record. Lineage: Eukaryota; Metazoa; Chordata; Actinopteri; Syngnathiformes; Syngnathidae.
CACCAAGCAAAAGUAAACAGCGUCAGAUGGCGACAAGGGCUAAGUACAUUUUAUUCAACGCUGAAAGUUAUAGGUGUCACCGACAUAUUUAUGAUGACGUUUUAACCAUAUAAAAGUUGAAACCUACUCAAUAAAAUCCAGCAUAAUGGAAUACAACUCACCACAACGUCAAAAACAAGUUCGCUAGCCAAAAGCUCAAUUUGGCUAAGUGGCACCUUUUUCACGACAGUCAACAUGCGUUUACGACAGUACACCCUACUUUCAGGCAGGCACCAAAGCAAAAGUAAACAACGUCAGAUGGCGAAAAGUGGCCGGUUUCGGCUAAGUACGUUUUUUUUCAACGCUAAAACUUGUAUUUGUCAUUGCGGAUGAACUUAGGAAGGUUUAAUUAAUGUGAUAUAUUCUGCGUGACCUGUCAUUUGUAAGAUUAUUGGCAAUGGAGCGGAAACUUGCAGAGUUUAGGGCACGUCGACGGGGCGAAAAUGCUCAUAAUAAUAUGGAUCAAAUUGCUAAAUCAAACACGGACACCACGACAGCCGACAGUCCGCCUAAAAAGGUGGCAAAAGAACACUCUUUGGGCCAGGACCCUCAAAUAGAGGGUGGUAGUGACUGGCUGCUGGACAGCACCCUUGGAAGAUGGCUGGCCUCCAAAAAAUACGUAAUUUCAAGCAUCACGUUCCUCAAAGUCCUGCUCUGGCUGGUCCUGCUCGGCAUGUUUGCAGAACUGGAGUUCGGCUUGCCCUUCUUCGUGGUUUCCCUCUUCUACUGGCUGUAUGAAGGACUCCGUAGCCCUGCAGCGAGGAAACCUGGAGAAAUGAGCGCUUAUUCUGUCUUCAAUCCAGACUGCCAACCUUUGUUGGGUGCUCUUACUGCAGAGCAGCUGGAGGGAGAGAUGGGCUACAGACCCUUGGCAAACAGAUGAAAUGGGUGAAGAUUGUGCAGCGAUUGGGAGUUUUUGAUUUACAUUAAAUGUAUUAUUCACAUUGCUGUUUCAUAUUUGAAGUAAUGUGUGUUAAAUUUUCUUAAAUUAGGUUGUUAAAAUGCCAACUGAAAUGCACAACGUCCUAAUACUACAGCAACAUGAGGGAGUUGUUACA